This is a messenger RNA of Gigantopelta aegis, 2399 nucleotides long. RefSeq lists its product as uncharacterized. The record is from RefSeq and is a predicted model, not a curated record. The transcript is spliced from 18 exons. NCBI's taxonomy places the organism in Eukaryota, Metazoa, Mollusca, Gastropoda, Neomphalida, Peltospiridae. The coding region runs from base 1 to 2043 and encodes 680 amino acids.
AUGAGUUCUAACAAAGAGGAUCGGUUGAACGCCUUGAUAAAACUGGGUAUCUUUGAACAUCAGAAGGACGAGAAAGCUUUGACAGCAUUGCGUCGUAGAUCAUUAUACAUUCAUAGGAGUCGCUUGCCUGUGCACGAGUCUUAUUCCAGAGAACAUGAUCGGAGAUUUCGAAUUGUUGUCUUUGUGGUGAGAUUUUGCAUCAGACAGGUUAAAAGGCAUUCUUUACGGAUACCACGUGACGAACUAACACCGUUCAUCAAACAAGUCCACUUUCACGAAGACGAGUCGGCGGAAAAUGACGACCUUCUGUUUGACGCGUCGAGAUUUAAGGUCAAAAGACAGAACCGGAUGUCUGAGGAAAUGAUCAGGAUCUGGAGCAAGCUGCCUGAUAGUAGAACAGAACAAGAACUUUACACGGUUGAAAUUGGCGUACGCAGCAUGCCUUCUUUUAAAGAGUUUCCAGCCAGAAUGCAACGACUGAUUGCCGAAGUCGGAAUUUACUGCAAAUAUGAAGCAAAACGAGUUUUAGUUCGUCAGGGAAAUCGAGCAGAAUAUUUUUACUUCAUACUGUCUGGUUCAGUGGUUGUUCUGGUAAUGGAUGACGAAUGGAAAUACGCUAGACCGGUAGCCUAUCUUUACAAAGGCCAGUCAUUUGGGGAGUUGGCAAUCAUAAACAGAACUUCUCGUCAAUCAACAGUGAUGGCCAAAGAAACAUGCGAACUCUUGAAAAUAUCAGUCUCAGACUACCACAAAAUAUUUAUGGCCGGUGGAGUUAGGAAUAUAAACGAUCCAGAUUAUGACGACUUCGUUGGGCACCUCAGUUUUCUCCAGGGCUGGCCAGUUGAAAAACUACAGAAGCAGCCGUCAAAAUGCCUCUUCCUAUAUUUCAAGCGUGGAGAUGUUAUGGUGAAAGACAGCCAUUAUUCAGACUGGAUCAUAGUCGUGAAAUCGGGCAGUGUUUCCGUUUUGAAGAAAUUGAAAAAGGUGAACGCCUAUAAACUGAAAACUGCGAGAGACUUACAGUUCGUUUGUGAAAAGGAAAGAGUUAAGAGAAGGGAAGACUAUUCAAAAUGGCGACAAAUGCUUUCUGGCUGCGAUAUCAACCUGCGUAGUGAAACAGGUGACCUUGACCGAGCUGAUGCCGCAAAUCGGAAACCAUUUCAACACCCUGGCAUUUAUCCUACCACAGAUCUUAAAGAAAGUAUGCCAAAACAGGAUAACGUAAGAACACAGAAUUGUGUUCAACAAAUGGCUCAUUCACAAAAAUCACUAUCAAAAACACUUCCACAUUCGGGCAUUUGUUCUUCAAAAAAGUUCUUACGAGUGCAGACGUUUGGUAAGCCAUUAGAACAUAAACAGGGCUCACUGACAUACAGUUACGUGCCGCCAGUGAUCGUAAAUGAUCCAGAAUCACCGAAACCGCCAAACAGAUUUCCUCUUCUUGUCAGUUUGAGGAACACGCGAGCUCGAAGACGUCUGGGUGGCAAACCUUUCAACAAGAUGACGUGGAAUCGGUACGAAGUGAUUGACGAGUCUACAGAGACAGACGACAGCGUGUUUGAAUUGGUAAAUACAUCCGCAAGACACUCUAAACGUCGCCAGAGUGAGUUGGAACGGGAAAAGGAGAUGAUGGGUUUCAAGCAGCACGUCCGCACCAUCAGUGAAGACCUUGACUCGGGUAUAAAGAGAAAGGAUAUCGAUGACGUCACUGCUGCAGAUUUGGACCCGGAGUUUGUGAUGGUACAAACUCUCACCAAAGGACAGACUUUUGGCUUGGUGGAUGUCAUUCUCGGAAAACAGACAAGCUUCUGUGUCAUCAGCAAUGGAGCCGACUGCUUGCUGAUUAACAAACAGUUUUACCUUGACCACGUGUCAGAGCCACUGUUCCGCAAAAUCAGACAUGAACUGUGUCCGUACCCGACCGAGGAGGAGCUGCAGAACGAACUCCAGAUCAGCACUAACUGGGAGUUUUUCAAAAAGAACGUUCUUCACUCGGCGCUGAAUCACGUCAAGAUCCACAGACCAGUCAGACUGCCUACCUAACCGACGACCUAUCACCGUGUAGCUAGCUAUCUCUAGCUGCCUAAGGGCGGAGUCGUGCUAGAUCGGCAUAGAGCGCUCGCCUGAGGUGGUUUGGUCGCAGGAUCGAACCCCCUCAGUGGACCCAUUCUGUGAUUUAUCUUUUUUCAAAUUUACAAUCAGUGCUGUCCUAUCUGUGGGGGAAAGUGCUUAUAAACGAUUCCUUGCUGCUAAUGAGAAAAUGUAGCAGGUUUCCUCCAAAGACUAUGCGUCUGAAUUACCAAAAUUAAGCUGUAUCCUAACCGGCCGCGAGCGACGCGAGCGAUGCGAGCGAUUAUUUUAGAAAUCAUUUAUUUCUAUUGCCGCAUCCUAACUGCACG